AUGAAGUUCUACAACAUCUUCGCCUAUUCCCUCGUCCGGGACCAACUCAUCGCUAACACAGUGCUGGUCGCUGUGGCUACCUUUAUGAUGGUAUUACGCUUUCUCUCCAGAUAUAUCAGACGAAGCAAGAUCUGGUGGGACGAUGCUUUCUGCAUUGCGGCCAUGCUACACACCUAUGGCAUGCUAGCCAUGCAAUACCAUUACGCCCGCGUGGGAAUGCGGCAUCAUGUCACCGAUCUUCCCACAGCAAAUACGAUCUUGAUGGUGAAAAUGCUGAUCAUCUAUCAAAUCGUUUACUAUAAUGCGAUGGUCCUGGCCAAGUUCAGCUAUCUAUUCUUCUACCUACGCAUCUUUGUGACGAGGGAGUUUCGUAUCCUGACAUGGAUUUGUAUGGGAUGUGCAGCCUCAUACUGGACAGGCAGUAUGCUUCAAAUCUUCCUGAUCUGCAUACCUUUCGAGAAGAAUUGGGAUGCAACAGUACCGGGCCACUGUGCGAGCCAAAAUGUGGCAUUUUCCACCAUUGGCGCUUUCAAUCUAAUCACAGACGUGAUGAUCAUGGCUUUGCCAAUCCGCUUUAUCUGGAAAUUGCAAAUGUCCCUCGGAACGAAGAUGGCUUUGUAUGGUAUCUUCGGUCUGGGUAUCUUUAUCUCCUCUAUCACUAUCAUCCGUAUUCGUGUCCUCACGACUGUCAACUUCAGCGACCUUCCCUUCUCUAUGACCUGGGCUGCAUUUUGGAGUGUCACUGAGCCAGCCCUUGCUAUUAGUAACGCCUGUGCUCCUAUGCUCCGACCUAUUCUCAAGGCUGCGUGUCCGGCUUUGUUCGCGAGUGCCAAAGCGGGAUAUUCUACACACCCGGCAUCGGGUCCCAAGCCUAUCCUCAGCAAGAAUAAUACGUUUGACCGGAUCCACGAUGUAGAUAUUGAGUAUCCACUCACAGAGCUGGAUCAAAGGUCAGCGUCUGAUGAGGGAUCUUUGAAUGAUCGUUCGCAUGAUAGCCGCUCACAGGAUGGGCCGCGUCAAUUUCCGAGGAGUGUGGUUGGGGAACGCAAAGGACACUAA
Messenger RNA from Penicillium odoratum, 1059 nucleotides. RefSeq lists its product as uncharacterized. The coding region runs from base 1 to 1059 and encodes 352 amino acids. The record is from RefSeq and is a predicted model, not a curated record. Lineage: Eukaryota; Fungi; Ascomycota; Eurotiomycetes; Eurotiales; Aspergillaceae. The transcript is spliced from 2 exons.